Molecule: messenger RNA, 1777 nt
Organism: Bufo bufo (common toad)
Lineage: Eukaryota; Metazoa; Chordata; Amphibia; Anura; Bufonidae
Product: RH-like protein
Exons: 10
Coding region: 46-1287 (413 amino acids)
Biological process (GO): ammonium homeostasis; ammonium transmembrane transport
Cellular component (GO): plasma membrane
Molecular function (GO): ammonium channel activity
Source: RefSeq, a predicted model, not a curated record
GCUGAGAAAAAUACAUUUUUUUUUCAAUUCUUUUGGCAUCUAAAAAUGGCACCAAGAUAUUCUGCCAGCCUGAGAGGUCGCCUGCCAUGGGUACUUCUUCUGUUACAGUCACUUUUUAUACUUGUUUUUAUGGUCUUUUUCCCCCAAGGCUACAAAUUGGAAAGUGUGAAUGGGUAUCCAGCAUUGCAAGAUGUGACGGUCAUGGUUUUCCUUGGACUUGGAUUCCUUUUCGGAUUCCUAAAAAUGUUUGGAUUUAGCGGAAUUGCUUUCAACUUUUUGAAUGCAGCAAUAGGAUUACAGUGGGCCAUUAUUUUAGAAACCUUAAUAUUUAAGAACUCCGGUGAAAUUCAAAGCAUUGGCAUAAACAGCUUAAGAAAAGGCCUAAUGAGCAUUUUUCCCGUCUUAAUCUCAUGUGGCGUAGUCUUAGGAAAAGUGAAUCCUCUACAGUUGGUUGUGAUGACAAUGCUCGAACUACCUAUAUUUACUGCAAACAGAUACAUUAUGAUACAUUAUCUUACGAUGACUAAUCAUAAUAGCAUGAUGCAUGGUCAUAUUUUUGGGGCAUAUUUUGGGCUUGCCGUGUCAUGGUCAAUGAUACCACCUUUAACUGGAAACAAGGCUAGUGAAGAGUAUGAGAAAUCUACACCCAUCUCACAACUUUUUUCCAUUUUGGGAACUCUAUUCCUGUGGAUGUUCUGGCCUUCAUUUAACUCUAUAACAUUGACGGAUCCCCACCAGUUAAGAAACGCUGUCUACAAUACAUUUUUCGCUCUGGCCACUAGCACUGUCACAGUGUUUUCUGUAUCUGCAUUACUGCACCAGGAGGGGAAAUUUAAAAUGGCGAAUGUCCGAAAUGCAAUACUGGCAGGUGGGGUUUCAGCUGGAUUUAUAGCUCAUAUGGUUCAGUAUCCAUGGAUUUCGAUGGUCCUAGGAUUAAUAGCUGGAAUAGUCUCCACAACUGGUUUUAAAUACCUACAGAACACUAUGAAUUUAAUCACAUUGGUACACGAUACAUGUGGAAUUCACUACACUUUUGGAAUGCCAGGACUUCUUGGAGGUAUAGCCUAUACAGUCCUAAUCCUAACGGCAGACAUUGACAUAGCAAUAUCAAGAUUUCAAGCACUAGUUGGUUGUGGCUGUAUCCUUCUAACAUUGAUGCUAAGCCUAGGUGGUGGAAUUCUUACAGGUCUCCUGCUUAAAUGUAAGCUACUGAGGCCACCAAAGGAAUGGCAUUUCUUUCAUGAUCAGUCAUAUUGGGAGUUUCCCCAUGUGGACUCCCAUAUCUGACCAGGAUAACAGAUAACCCCCACAGCUGUCUAUCUUAACAAUGUUUUCAAUCUAUAUUUAUAAUAUAUAAUCAAAAUUGCAACUGGUGGGUUUAAAAUAACAGUGACUAUAAUCUAGACUACAUUAUGUAGGCAUUUUUAUUAAAGACGUUUUCGGCUAAUUUAAAGAGGUUUUCCUCCUUUUACCCACGAGCCACCGCGACCAAUUAGCUGUUUCUGCUGAAGCUCCCAGUGCUGGAGCCAUAACAGCCGAUGGAUCUGGAAGCAGAAUGCUGUGUCGACUAUGUAGUAGCUGUAAUACAAAAUUGGUUAUUUUAGCGGCUCAUCCCUUUUCUUGCUCUGGCUCUAUGACUCACCCCGUCAAACCUAGUUCUAUGUAUUAUUGUACACAGGAAUUCUUCAUUUGGAACUAUCCAGAGACAUCAGAUUCAUGUCAUCCAUAUAUUCAUUUAUUAUAGCUAAUAUACAGCACAAGACAGCUGUCAUAUCCU